Messenger RNA from Tachyglossus aculeatus (Australian echidna), 1727 nucleotides. RefSeq names its product vesicle amine transport 1 (gene VAT1). Gene Ontology annotation, molecular function: zinc ion binding; oxidoreductase activity. The coding region runs from base 60 to 1199 and encodes 379 amino acids. NCBI's taxonomy places the organism in Eukaryota, Metazoa, Chordata, Mammalia, Monotremata, Tachyglossidae. The transcript has 6 exons. The record is from RefSeq and is a predicted model, not a curated record.
GGUCCAUCGGUCAGUCGGUCGGUGGGUCCGUCCGGCCGAGCCUCGCGCGCCCCCCGACCAUGUCUGCAGCGGGGGAGACGCCCCCCGAGGGGGGACCCCGUGCCCACCCCGAGGCCCCCGAGCAGGCCGGCCCUCCUUCUCCUUCUUCUGCUUCUGCCUCCGUGCGCUGCCUGGUGCUGUCGGGCUACGGCGGCUACGACAAACUGAAGGUCCAGAGGCGUCCGUCGGCUCCCGGCCCGGGCCCCGGCCAGCUGACCGUCCGGAUCCGGGCCUGCGGCCUCAACUUCGCCGAUCUCAUGGCCCGCCAGGGCCUCUACGACCGCCUGCCCCCGCUGCCGCUCACCCCGGGCAUGGAGGCGGCCGGCGUCGUCAAGGCCGUGGGCGACGGGGUCAGCCGGCGCAAGGUAGGUGACCGGGUCCUGGUUCUGGCCCGCUCUGGCCUGUGGCAGGAGGAGGUGACCGUCCCGGCCAACCUAACCUUCCUGAUGCCCGAGAACAUGACUUUUGAGGAGGCGGCGGCCCUGCUGGUCAACUACAUCACCGCCUACAUGGUGCUGUUCGACUUUGGUAACCUGCGCCCGGGCCACAGCGUCCUAGUGCACAUGGCCGCAGGAGGGGUGGGCAUCGCGGCCAUCCAGCUGUGCCGGACGGUGGAGAGAGUGACGGUGUUUGGGACGGCGUCAGCCAGCAAACACGCAACGCUGCGGGACCACGGGGUGACCCAUCCCAUCGACUACCACACGGUCGAUUACGUGGAGGCCGUCAAGAAGAUCUCCCCGCAAGGAGUGGACAUCGUGCUGGACCCCCUGGGCGGAGCUGACACCGGCAAAGGGUUCCACCUUCUGAAGCCAAUGGGCAAAAUCAUCACCUAUGGAGCGGCAAACGCACUGUCCGGCCCCCGGAGGAGCCUGCUGACCCUGGCUCGGGUGUGGUGGGGCCAGUUCAGCAUCUCCGCUCUGCAGCUGCUGCAGAGUAACCGCGCCGUGUGUGGCUUUCACCUGGGCUACCUGGACGGAGAGGUGGAGCUGAUCAGCGGUGUGGUGACCCGCCUGCUGGACCUCUACCAGCAGGGCAGCAUCAAGCCUCUCGUCGACUCCGUCUGGCCCUUCGAGAAGGUGACUGAGGCCAUGCAGCAGAUGCAGGAGAAGAAGAACGUGGGCAAAGUCGUGCUGGUGCCCGGCGAGGCAGCCGAGACUUAGAGGCCGGCGGUGGGCGGGGGGGUCAGCUGUGUGGCCGGAGUAGAGAGCGAGAGCCCCGCUCAGUCUGGCUAGUGGGGCUUCCCCUGCCCGCCCCGCUGGGCUUCCCAGCCAGCCCUGGGGUGUCAGCACCCGUCAGUGACCGAUAAGGAAGUCCAGCUCUGAGGUUUUUCGCUUUGCUCGUGCCAGGGUGGUGUGGGGAGCGUUGUGGGGCUCGAGUGCCAUUUCCCCGCCCCGCCCCCCAAGGACUGACCUUCUGGAGGCAGGCGGGCGAGGGUGGUGAGGCUGGGUCUCCUUGGGGGCCCUGACUGCAGGUUGGUUUAUCCUCCCCCCCACGUCCUCCCUCUUUGCCAGCCCCAACAGAGGAGUCCCUGUUUACAGAGGUCCGGAGGGAGGGCUGCUGGGGCAGGAAGGAACACUCCAGGCCCUACCAGGGCCCCCACACCCGUCUCCCCUCCACACUGGUCCACCCCGGCCCCCGCACCGUGUUGCCUUGUGUCUGUGUCAAUAAAGCAUCCGACUGCCCGCCCU